Molecule: messenger RNA, 1932 nt
Organism: Bombus huntii
Lineage: Eukaryota; Metazoa; Arthropoda; Insecta; Hymenoptera; Apidae
Gene: Ssl1
Product: general transcription factor IIH subunit 2
Exons: 8
Coding region: 427-1629 (400 amino acids)
Biological process (GO): DNA-templated transcription; regulation of transcription by RNA polymerase II; nucleotide-excision repair
Cellular component (GO): transcription factor TFIIH core complex; transcription factor TFIIH holo complex
Molecular function (GO): zinc ion binding
Source: RefSeq, a predicted model, not a curated record
UUAUGUUAAUUGAUGUCAAGAUUUGGUAAAUAGUCAUUGGUUAUUACCGAUUUAUGAAUUCUAUAUGCGAUUAAUUGUUCUUUAAUUUAAUUAUAAAUUAAAUCUUAAUGCGCCAAAGCAUUUUAUUUAUGUUUGAUAUGUUUCUUUCAAUUUAUGAGCAAUUUAAAAAAUAGAUUAAUUCUUGUAUUAAACCGGACGAAAGUUGUAUGCUGUAUGAAGAUUUUUUGUAGAAAUUUAUUAUAUUGUUCUGAGAAUUUCUUUCUUUCAACUGUAAUUUUAUGUUGUUAAUAUUUGCCAAGUAUUAAGAGACACGUUAAUCUUUUCAAUCAUACCAUUGACAUAUAAGUUUUAAUGUCAGCGAUAAUAUAAACAACAUUAACCUUAUUUCUUCGAAAGAUUGAAUACAAUCAUCUAAAAAAUUAAAAAAUGGCUGAUGAAGAAGAGGAGAAAGAGUAUAGAUGGGAGACUGGUUAUGAAAAGACAUGGGAAGCAAUCAAAGAAGAUGAUCAUGGAUUGUUGGAAGCAUCAGUUGCAGAUAUUAUUCACAAUGCCAAAAGAAAACGUCAAAUGGAAAAGAAGGUUGGUGCCAGAUUAGGGAUGAUGAGGCACCUUUAUGUAAUUCUUGAUGCUUCUGAAUCAAUGUCACUUCAAGAUUUGAAACCAACUCGUUUUCUAUGUUCUUUAAAGCUUUUAGAAGAUUUUAUUGAAGAAUUCUUUUAUCAAAAUCCUAUAAGUCAGUUAGGAGUAAUUAUCACAAGGAAUAAGAGAGCAGAAAAAGUAAGCGAAUUAGCUGGAAAUUCUAAAAAACAUGUGAAGGAAGUACAAAACAUGCAACAAAUUGCCCCAGUAGGUGAACCUUCAUUGCAAAACUCCAUAGAGCUAGCUUUGAAGUCAUUACGUCUCCUACCAUCACAUGCUAGCAAAGAAAUACUUAUAAUAGUAGGAGCACUUACAACAUGUGAUCCAGGAGAUAUCAAUGAAACUAUACAAAACAUGAAGACAGAUUCUGUCAGGUGCAGUGUGAUAGGUUUGGCUGCUGAACUAUAUAUUUGUAAAAGAAUGGCAACAGCAACCGGUGGAGAGCAUGGCGUUGCAUUGGAUGAUAAACAUUACAAGGAACAGUUAAAUAUGCACAUAGAUCCUCCUCCAGCUGCAACUAGAUUAGAUGCUGCUCUUGUAAAAAUGGGUUUCCCUCAUCAUGCAUUACAUUCUUCUGCAAAUGAUUCAGCUAUGGCAGUUUGCAUGUGUCAUGCAGAAAGUUCAGAUGAAUCUGUUAAACUUCUUAGUACAGGAUAUCUCUGCCCUCAGUGUUUAAGCAAACAUUGUGAACUUCCAGUAGAAUGCAGAGCAUGUGGAUUAACAUUGGUGUCUGCUCCACAUUUAGCACGGUCCUAUCAUUAUUUAUUCCCUGUUGAAUCUUUUAAGGAAGUUGUAUUCAGUGGAACUCCUUCAAUUUGUUAUGGUUGUCAGAAGAUAUUGUCUCAAAAAGAUAAGAAGGUAUACAUUUGUAAUAAAUGUAAUGAAACAUUUUGUUUAGACUGUGAAAUAUUUAUUCAUGAAUCUUUACAUACAUGUCCUGGCUGUGCUACCAAUCCAGAUACAUAUCAAAAGUCUGCAGAUAGAAAUUAAUUUAUUCAAUGUAUAUAAAAUAAAAUGAAUUACUUAAAGCAAAGUAUUUUAAUAGAAUAUUGAACUUAAGACCAAUUUUAUAAGCAACACAUUUUUAUAAUGUAGAACUGGUUCAUGAUGCACGUAUAAAAAAUAUUUCUUCUUAUUAAAGAGGAAUGAAUCAAUGAAAAGACAAUAAUAACAUUAAUGGAAGUUCGUUUUAUUUUUUUUUUAUAUUAACCUGUAAAAUACUCUCUGUGUAAUGAAGUUCUCGCAACACACGUGUAAAUAUAAUAAAUAUAUUUAUUUUAGUAAAAAAUAUUA